AUGAGUUCGAAACACGGAAUUUCUUCGUCUAAAAAGCAUCAAGGAAGUCCAGAUUUCCAUAGAAAGGGAAAGCAUGAUACUGGCAAGCGGACUAAUCGGAGUAGAAGUCCUCAUGGUCACCAUCGUUCAUCCAAUCGUCGCCCUCCCCCCGCAAGGCGACUGUCACCAAAAAGUUCGGUUUUAUCAAACACCAAAGCUGCACCAGUGAAUGAACUGGAUCUACUUUCCGGAGAUACGAAGAUCAAAACAGGCUUGUCGUUGGGCAACCCUAGUCCGGCCACUACUUAUCCUCAGAGGAUUCGCGACGUCGGCUACCGUGGUCGAAACAGUGCAUCAUAUGGAAUGCGCUUUGGUUUCCUCGGAGGGGCUUUGGAUCUCGUCAAGGGUAAGUGGCUGUAUCGACCAUUUUUGCCGUACUUUCCAGAACGCGCAACUCGAUCACAGCAAUGGCACGCUAACAAGGAGGAGGAGGAUGGGAAACCUGUUAUGAAACUUUUUGACCCAUGCAAAGUACCAACGGGGAAGUCUUAUUUUACGCAUGACGAUAGAAGUGCUAAGACAUCUCGCAGUAAUGGCUUAGAAAGAAAAUUCAGUGCCCCAUUAGGAUGGCGUAAUGCUCCAAGAGAUCAUUUGGCAAAAUAUAGAACCCAAAGCAGAGAUAUUAGGAACGCAUCUUCCCAUUCAUCUCGAACUGCAGAUAGAGAUGAGUCAAGGCCUAAGUCUGGCUCCAAGCCUUUUGAUGAAGUAUGGAAGCACGACUUGUUUCAGGAGGAACAGGAUAAGGGCGAAGACGAGGAGUAG
Messenger RNA from Enterobius vermicularis (human pinworm), 801 nucleotides. The record is from the annotation of a GenBank genome assembly. Lineage: Eukaryota; Metazoa; Nematoda; Chromadorea; Rhabditida; Oxyuridae.